Messenger RNA from Aspergillus caelatus, 1210 nucleotides. Its product is annotated as metallophosphatase domain-containing protein. The coding region runs from base 4 to 1074 and encodes 356 amino acids. The record is from RefSeq and is a predicted model, not a curated record. Lineage: Eukaryota; Fungi; Ascomycota; Eurotiomycetes; Eurotiales; Aspergillaceae. Gene Ontology annotation, molecular function: hydrolase activity. The transcript has a single exon.
ACAAUGAUUACAAACAUUCUGAACCGCCUAAACUUCCGAGCCUUUCGCCACAGAUGGGCUGCCGAUCUACGUCAAAUAGCACUAUCACCCCUCACAAUCCUCGUUUGGACAGCCUAUACAUCAUUAAAUUUCGUGAGAUGGAAUCUCAAGAGGUCCCAACAAUGGCCCCGCAUCCGAGUUGUCUGCGUCGCUGAUACGCACUCUCAGCGCUGCGACGUCCCAGACGGCGACCUUCUGAUUCACGCGGGAGACCUGAGCCUCCAUGGCAGCGCAGCGGAGAUCCAGGAAACGGUUAACUGGCUGAAGUCACUGCCGCAUCCUUACAAGGUCGUGAUCUCGGGCAAUAGUGAUCGUUUUUUUGAUGUUACCUCCCGAUUAGCAGAAGAUAAGCUGGCGACGACACCAUCCGCUGACGGCACAAGCAAAGUAGCUGCACAGCUUAGACGUGGUAUCUCAAUUGACUGGGGCGACAUCUAUCAUUUACAGCAGGCUUCGGUGUGUUUGCCCUUUCGGGACACAUCUGGUGUAAUGCGGCAAAUCCGUGUCUAUGGGUCACCACAGAUCCCUGUGUGCGGCGGGCCAGACAAUGCCUUUCAGUACCCUGUGAACCAAAAUCCAUGGGCUGAAACCAUCCCAGCGUCUACGGAUAUCUUGGUCACGCAUACACCAGCCAAGUUCCAUGGGGAUUGGUACCAAGGGUCCCCCGAAGGCUGCCCAUUUUUGCUGGAUGAGUUGUGGAAGGUUCGCCCUUUGCUACAUGUCUUUGGCCACGUGCAUACCGCUCAUGGAGUGGAGAGAGUGCAGUGGGAUAGCGCUCAGUGGUGGUUGGAGAAAUACUAUCGGGAUACUUCGGACGCUGCUCAAAACCCGCGAAUAUUCGCCCUUCGAAGCUUCUUCCAUCCAGCGCUGUUGCUGGACGCUGUCAUGGUUUUGUUCUCUGGUAUGGUAACUCUUGUACGAGACUUAGCUAGUCUACGUCGCCGAGAAGAACGGUCUACAUUGAUGGUCAAUGCUGCUUGCAUGAGCGAAGACGGCGAACGGCUGGUGAAUGAGCCGAUUGUUGUGUAUAUAUAGCAAGCGAAAAUCCAGCCAUCCGCGGCUUAGGGAUUUGUGUCAGAUCAGCAUAUCACUUGUCAGGCCCCUGCUAUAGAUUGUAUUUUUGUGCAGCUUGGAAAGAACAUAAUUAAGAACAAGGCGCAGAAAGAUGAUA